AUGACCUUGCGUAACUUGAAUCGGGCUGCGGUGAGCGGAGUGUUCGCGGUCGGGUGUCAUGCCGGCGUAGACUUGUCCCCGGCGAGAACGUUCCCCGGGGGAGGACAAAAAGGUAAGCCGCUGACGAGGCCCGGAAUGCGAUGUGAUUAUGAAACGCCAUUUGUCAAGUUUUUAUUGGGCGCCCUAGAGCAGCGGGCUUUGUUGUCGCCCCCGGCCGCGCCCCGACCCUCGGCGCUGCGACGU
This is a messenger RNA of Iphiclides podalirius (scarce swallowtail), 243 nucleotides long. Lineage: Eukaryota; Metazoa; Arthropoda; Insecta; Lepidoptera; Papilionidae. The record is from the annotation of a GenBank genome assembly.